Ilex paraguariensis (yerba mate) is the source of this 1536-nucleotide messenger RNA. NCBI's taxonomy places the organism in Eukaryota, Viridiplantae, Streptophyta, Magnoliopsida, Aquifoliales, Aquifoliaceae. The record is from the annotation of a GenBank genome assembly.
AUGGAUCCUCUGGUGUAUAAUGCUGCCGUUUCUGGUGAUAUUGGUAUCCUUGUGCAAAACAAGGACAAACUUGUGAUUCAAGUCACUCCAACCAAAAAUAGUGUUCUCCAUCUUGCAUGCCAAUCAGGCAAAACAGAAUGUGUGCGGCAGAUUCUUUCGAUGCAUAAAUCUCUAUUACGUAAAAAGAAUUCAAAUAAGGAUUCUGCGUUUCACAUGGCAGCCAGAAAUGGAUACUACGACGUGGCCAUGGCCCUCAUGGAAUGUGCACUAGGCAUGGAAUGUGCAGUUGUUAAAUUUGUGAAGAAGAUGCUGCGAAGGAAGAAUCUGAAUAAGCUUGAACCCCCUGAGUUUUUACACGCUAAUAAUGUAGGGGAGACCCCGCUUUAUAUUGCUGCCGAGAUGGGAUUUGAAAAUUUGGUGGCAAUGAUUUUGAAAAAAUGCUCCUCACCACCUUAUAGUGGUUCAUAUGGGAGAACAGCUUUGCAUGGAGCAAUUAUCUCCAACAGCGAAGACAAUGACGGGAAUACAUGUCUUCAUAUAGCAGCUUACAGAGGACUUACUUAUGUAGCCGAUGUACUUAUAGUACAAUGCCCAGAUUGUUGGGAAAUGGACAAUAGUAGAGGAGAAAAUAUACUUCACAUUGCUGUGAAGCAUCAGCAAGCUUCCUUUGUUUCCCAUAUCCUACGAGAACAUAAAGCAAUUAGCAACAUUCUUAUUACUGAGAAAGACAUUGAUGGCAACACACCUCUCCAUCUGAUGGCUGAUUUCAAUUGCUUGGUACCUGAACUCAGUACUAUGGUGGAUAAGAAUGCUUUAGACAGUGAAAGCUUGACUCCCUUGGACAUAGUGAACGACGGUGAUUCAUCUCAAAUAGGUUUGGUCAAAGCCGAACCGCUAGGUGUUGAUGCUCAUUUGAGCUUGCCAAAUGCAAUAAGCAUCUUUAGGGACAAGAUCAGAAAGAAAAAAGAUCAGUCUACAGAGCAUGAAAAAGAAAAGUUGAGAAGAACAGCCGACGCCAUUAUGAUAGUGGCUACACUUAUAACAACUGUAACUUUCACGGCUGCAUUCACCAUGCCUGGUGGUUACUAUCUAAGUAGCGAUAAAAACCCAGGAACAGCAAUCCUAUCCAGAAAAACAAGUUUUCAAGUAUUUAUCAUCUCAGAUGCUCUAGCGCUACUAUGUUCUGUCAUGGCUAUAUUUGUGAACUUUUAUGGGAUGCUGUAUGGAAGUGAACGCACACUUCGUAGUUCAACCCGAGUUGCUGUUAUUUGCACCGCUGGUGCCAUUGUAGGGAUGCUGAUCGCGUUUGGUACGGGGACUUAUGUGGUAUUGGCUGAAUCACCCGCGCUUGCGAUUGCAACAUUAUUUUUUAGUUUCUUGGGUAUAGCAUACGUAUUUGAAAUGUUCCCACUUUUACAUUAUUGGGAAGACUUUGUUACAUUUUUUAGCCGUUUGUGGGUGAGCUUGGCCGGCUCUUUGACAGACGUGGGACCCCAGGUGCAUUCGUUGGAACAGAGGUGCAGCAAGUUGUUCUAG